Messenger RNA from Myodes glareolus (Bank vole), 9377 nucleotides. RefSeq names its product zinc finger protein 106 (gene Znf106). Gene Ontology annotation, biological process: insulin receptor signaling pathway. The record is from RefSeq and is a predicted model, not a curated record. NCBI's taxonomy places the organism in Eukaryota, Metazoa, Chordata, Mammalia, Rodentia, Cricetidae. Gene Ontology annotation, molecular function: SH3 domain binding; RNA binding. Gene Ontology annotation, cellular component: membrane; cytosol.
GCGUGCGCUUGCGCGCUGGCGGCGGCGGCGUCAGUGCCCGGCGGGGAGCGGGUCCCAGGCCGCCGCCGGACCGGAGGCAAAGGGGGCUUCUGGGAGCUCCCUCGCCGGGCCCUUGUUGGCCUGAUGGCGUAGGAAGGACGGGCUGUGAGUCACUUUUCAGGUUGCUGAGAUACUGAAUACUGAUGAUGAUUUGUUUAUGUGAGUGGAUUACUGAACUUCCUCUGAGGUGAUAGCAAAGCUCAUCUUUUAUGACAAGCACUGCUGUUUGGAAAGCGAACUGAAGUUAACUAUUGAGUCUAGAAAACAGAGACAGAGUCUGGUUUAUAUAGCCCAGACUGGCCUUGAGCUUGAGAGCCUGAGUUUAAUCGCAGAGUGCUUGGGUUACAGGUUGACGUUGAGUGCUUCAGAUCUGGUCACUAUGGUCCGAGAACGAAAAUGCAUAUUGUGCCACAUUGUGUACGGCUCAAAAAAGGAAAUGGACGAACACAUGCGGAGCAUGUUGCAUCACAGGGAACUUGAGAACCUGAAGGGCAGGGACAUUAGUCAUGAGUGCCGAGUGUGCGGGGUCACAGAAGUGGGUCUCUCUGCAUAUGCAAAGCACAUUUCUGGCCAGUUGCACAAAGAUAAUGUUGAUGCCCAGGAAAGAGAAGAUGAUGGAAAGGAAGAGGAAGAGGAAGAAGAAGAUUAUUUUGAUAAGGAACUUGUUCAGUUAAUAAAGGAAAGAAAAGAACAAAGUCGACAAGAUGAGCCUUCCAGUAACAGCCAAGAAAGAAACUCAGAUGACAGGCAACCCCAGUGGAGACGAGAAGACCGAGCCCCUUACCAAGACAGAGAGAGCUAUGGCCAGCCAGCGAGGCAUCACCGUGGACCUCCGCAGCGGGACCGGAAAUGGGAAAAGGAUGGCUUUAAUAACACCAGGAAAGGCGGCUUUCCACAUUUGAGGAAUAGCGGUGGGCCAAGAGGAGGGUCUGGGUGGCAUAAAGGUGCUGCAAAGAGCUCGUCAGCCUGGUUUCAUAAUCACAGCAACUCUGGAGGAGGUUGGCAUUCAAACAAUGGGAUGGUGGAUUGGAAUUAUAACGGUACAGGAAGGAAUUCCAGUUGGCAUUCUGAAGGCACAGGUGGCUUUUCCAGCUGGCACAUGAACAACAGUAACGGAAACUGGAAAUCCAGUGUGCGUGGUACAAAUAGUUGGAAUUACAAUGGCCCUGGAGACAAAUUUCAACAAGGCAGAAACAGAAAUUCUAACUAUCAAAUGGGUGACAUGACCAAGAUGUGGAACAAAAAAUCUAAUAAGCCAAGUAAGUACAAUCAAGAGAGACAUAAAUGGCAGAGGCAGGACGGCGACAAAGCUGGCAAAUACAAGAGUCCUGCCGAGGGGUUUGCCAGUGACAAGCUUCCUUCGGAAGGCUUACUCGAGUUCAGUUUUGAGCAGCGGGAAAGUCAGACCACUAAACAGACAGACACAGCAGCCUCAAAAAUUAAUGGGAAGAAUGGCAACACAGCAAGGGGAAAGUUCCGCCGCUGGGCACCUUAUCCUUCCCAUAAGACCUCAGAUUUACAGUCGGCCCUGAGAGAAGCCAUUGGCAACAAGUUAGAGGUGGUAGAUAAACCUCUCUUUAAUUAUAGCUUAAUAACUGCAGGAAUGCAAGAACCCGUUGAUAAAACAAGUAAUCCCCUGAUGCUGAAAACACAAAAGGAAGCGUGUCCUGGAUCUCACAGUCACAAAGCCGAUUCUGAUGGCACUGCUUUCUCUGAGGCGGCGAGAGCUUGCCCUAUUACUGAACAGUCUGAACCACAUUGGAAGUCAAAUAAGAUUCCCUUGUUGAACUCUCCUCUCCUUUCACUUCCAGCUCCUAAACCAGGCCCUCAUAAGCAUAGUUUAAAGAACCUCACAAAAAACAAUGAAACAAAAUCUUUUUCUCCUGGAGAUUGUUCAUAUCUCUUGAACAAAUCCACUGUAGAAGGUAGCCAUGGUUCUUCCUACUCAUCCAAGUCACCUGACUUAUGCCCUCGUGUUUUAAAGGGGAGUAAAACUGGGUCAGGCUCUGAAAAGGAACCUGACCAGAAGUUAAAUAACACAUCACAGAAAGCUCAAGAGGCACUCCAGUGUUCCAAAACACCGCGAAAGCCACUCCUUAGCACAUCCAAAAGGCCUGAGAACUAUGUACAAGAAAGUAGGAGUGUAGAAGAGUCAGCAGAAGAUUCUGUAAACGUUGAGUGUCUGGCGCACUCUGCUGAAAUUGAUGGUGCGACAUCUGAUCCAGAGCAACACAGCAUAAAAAGUGGAGCAGUGGAUCUGGCAGCUACAGAGGCCGCAUCCUGUAGCCCUCACACUACGGGUGAGGAGCAAGGGAGCCAGGUCCUGGGCACAUCUGGGAACCCUUCCACCUCCCCACACGAUCCCACAGUUCACCAGAAAGAGGCCGAGUUAGAGGUGGUGGCAGCAGCCGGUUCACACUCCAGCUUACUGCUAGACGUGAGGACCUCUCUAGAAGAUGCACAGGAUAACAACCUUGUUAAAUCUGAUGGACUUUUUGAAACAGAGAGCUUUGAGGGCCCUAGCUUGGAUGCAGAGCUUCAAAAAAGUGAUAUCAAUAACCAGCCCCCUGGCACACUCAUGCCAGAACUAAGUAAACUUGGUUUUCCUGCCUCACUCCAGAGAGAUCUAACCCGACACAUUAGUUUGAAGAGCAAAACUGGAACACAUCUUCCAGAGCCAAACCUCAAUAGUGCUCGACGGAUUCGGAAUAUUAGCAGCCACCGAAAGAAUGAAGCAGAGAAGGAGUCUGGGCUUAAGCCAACCCUACGACAGAUUCUAAAUGCCUCAAGGAGAAAUGUCAACUGGGAGCAGGUCAUUCAACAAGUAACCAAGAAAAAGCAAGAGCUGGGCAAAGGUUUACCAAGGUUUGGCAUAGAAAUGGUACCUUUGGUUCAAAAUGAACAGGAAGUCUUGGACUUAGAUGAGGGGGAGCCUGAUCUGCCCAUACUUGAAGGAUUCCAGUGGGAAGGUGUUUCCAUUUCUGCAUCCUCCGGCUUGGCAAGAAAACGAAGCCUUUCUGAAAGCAGCGUGAUCGUGGACAGGGCUCCUGGAUAUAGCUUCUUUAGUGAGGAAGGUAUCGGCAAAGAAAAUGAACCCCAGCGGAUUGCUUCACCUAGUAACACAUUGAGUGCUGCACCGAGUCAAAGGGCAACCCUGUAUCUUGAUCAGGAAGUAGCACCUCUGACUCCCUCUGUCAGAGCAGGUGAAAGGGUUGGAAACAUUCCUACCCAAAGGCGACAUAGUGCACAGCUACCAUCUGAUCCCAUAAUGCCUUUCGUGCAUUCGGCCAGAGAGCUGCACAGCCAGGAGAGGUCUACACCAUCGUUGGAGCACCAUGCCCAGGAGAGCGGUGGAGAGGGAAACUCACUGUCAUCAAAUGCAUCUUCAGUUCAUGCGAUCUCCAGCCUAGCAGAUGCAGCCACUGACAGUAGCUGUACCUCUGGGGCUGAGCAAAACGAUGGGCACAGUGUUAGAAAGAAGCGAAGAGCCAAUGGGGAUGGAUCUUCCCCUGAACUACCAAGUCUUGAGAGAAAAAAUAAAAGAAGGAAAAUUAAAGGAAAGAAAGAACGUUCUCAGGUUGACCAGCUACUGAAUAUCUCCUUAAGAGAGGAAGAACUGAGCAAGUCGCUGCAGUGCAUGGACAACAGCCUCCUGCAGGCGCGGGCUGCUCUGCAGACAGCUUACGUCGAAGUUCAGAGGCUGCUCGUGCUCAAGCAGCAGAUAACUAUGGAGAUGAGCUCACUGAGGACUCACAGAAUACAGAUUCUACAAGGAUUACAAGAAACGUAUGAACCCUCUGAGCACGCAGGCCAGGCUCCCUACAGCUUCACAGCAGGAGAACAAAGGAACAGUCGAUCUCAAACCUCAGUUGAGACCCCACUGCUGCCCACUCCCUUUUUCCCAGGGUUUCUGGAGCCGUCUCCUUCCCAUGUGUCUCUACCAUCCACUGGAACCCCUCUCCAAAUAACCACAUCUACUUUCCAAGUCCAUGGAACUGUCCUUGACUCAUCAAUUCAGAUUAAACAAGAGCCCAUGUCUCCUGAACAAGAGGGGAGUAUGAAUGCUGUGCCCCAAGGCUCUGCUUCCGGUGUGUCCAAGGAAUUACUGCAAGCUAAUAGAGUGGUCAGUGACAGCUGCCCAGUUUACCCAGCCAUCCCUGCAGCAUUAACUUCAGAGUCAACAGAAAGCUGCCUGGAGGCUAGCCAAAAGAAUUCUUCUGUGGAGCAAGUGAAUUCCAGAAGCAGAGAAAACUCCCUCUCCUCCCAGUCUCCUGAGCGUCCUGGAAUAAACAAAGGUGCAGAGUCGGCCAAAGGCAGCAGUGGAUCUGAAUCCUGUAGCAGUUCUUUUCUGAGGUUGUCUUUCACUCCCAAAACCCCUGUGGAGAAGGAGACUCAGUCUGCUGCUGAGCAGCAGGCUGAAUCCACACUGGCAUCAGCAGAAACUAGAGGGAACAAGAAGAAGAAGAAACUCCGGAAGAAGAAGACGCUAAGGGCCAUCCAUGUUCCCGAGAACAGCGACACUGAACAGGAUGUGUUCAUUGCUAAGCCUGCAAGAAAGACAAAGGCUGGAAAGGCAGCUAAAGGAGGGACAGUAACGACCUCCACCUGGGAAGACAGCAGAACUGGACGGGAGCAAGAACCUCUCAGAGCCGAGCUGGACAGCGAGUCCUCCCUGGAAGUCUUGGAAGUCCCUAAUCCUCAGUUAGAGGUAGUUGCCAUCGAUUCUUCUGAAUCUGGAGAAGAGAAACCAGACAGCCCAUCAAAAAAAGACAGCUGGAGCUCUGCAGAGCAAAACCCAGUAGAAGCUUCUCGUGGUUGUGAUGAAGUUAGCUCUACCAGUGAGCUUGGCACCCGCAACAAGGAUGACGUUCGUGUCAGUGUGGCAGAAACUCAGACAGUGAUCUCCUCCAUAAAAGCACUCAAGAACUCUUCAGAAAUAUCUUCAGAGCCAGCAGAUGAUGAUGAGCCCACAGAAGGGAGCUUUGAAGGACACCAAGCUGCAGUGAAUGCGAUUCAGAUAUUUGGAAAUUUGCUGUACACCUGCUCGGCAGACACAAGUGUCCGAGUCUAUAAUUUGGUGAGUCGCAAGUGUAUUGGUGUCUUUGAGGGCCACAUUUCCAAAGUGAACUGCCUGCUUGUUACUCACACCUCUGGGAAGAAUUCUGUCCUGUACACUGGUUCCAGUGACCACACCAUUCGCUGCUAUAAUGUCAAGACCCGAGAAUGUAUAGAACAGUUAAAGCUGGAAGACCGGGUUCUCUGCCUUCAUAAUAGAUGGAGAAUCCUCUAUGCUGGACUGGCAAAUGGCACUGUGGUCACCUUCAACAUAAAGAACAACAAGCAACAGGAGAUCUUCGAAUGCCAUGGCCCUCGGGCAGUGAGCUGUCUCGCCACAGCCCAGGAAGGUGCCCGCAGACUACUGGUCGUAGGAUCCUAUGACUGUACCAUCAGUGUCCGUGAUGCACGGAACGGGCUACUGCUCAGAACCCUGGAGGGCCACAGCAAGACAGUUCUUUGCAUGAAGGUGGUGAACGACCUUGUGUUCAGCGGCUCCAGUGACCAGUCAGUCCAUGCUCACAACAUCCAUACUGGUGAGCUUGUGCGCAUCUAUAAAGGUCACAAUCAUGCAGUAACUGUGGUGAAUAUCCUGGGGAAGGUGAUGGUGACUGCCUGCCUGGACAAGUUUGUCCGAGUCUACGAAUUACAGUCCCAUGAUCGACUGCAAGUUUAUGGAGGACACAAAGACAUGAUUAUGUGUAUGACCAUCCAUAAAAGUGUGAUUUACACUGGUUGUUAUGAUGGAAGCAUCCAAGCUGUGCGGCUGAAUCUGAUGCAGAAUUACCGCUGUUGGUGGCAUGGCUGUGCUCUGAUAUUUGGUGUUGUGGAUCACUUAAAGCAACACUUGCUCACUGACCACACCAAUCCGAACUUUCAGACGCUGAAGUGUCGCUGGAAGAACUGUGAUGCUUUUUUCACAGCUAGAAAAGGAUCCAAGCAGGACGUUGCAGGACAUAUUGAACGACAUGCUGAAGAUGACAGCAAAAUAGAUUCAUGAAGUUUUUUGCCUCCCAUGUUGGGAAGUCAUUUGUAAACUGUUUUCACAUCGGUCCUUACACAGGCCGCUCUGUCCUUCUCCGAUGAAGCUGGGAAGGAGAAAGUGGCUCACAGUCAGACCUACCACUAGCAAAGUCUGGGCAGUCUGUGGGAAAAUAGGUUACAUACAAUUCAAGUCUGUGCUGGAGCGUUUAAGGGUGACGUUUAAGCAGAUUUUAAGGAACCAGGUUCUUCUGGGAGAGAUGACAGUGAUUUAUGCUAGUAGAUUAUAGUUGUUUAUUAAAGAAUCAGAUUUUAAUUGGUUACCCAGUUUGACCCUAAUCAUACACAUGUUUUAUUGAUUACAUUUGUCAUUUCUGAUUUUUGUUUGUAUGAUGGCUUAUGAUGUUCAGGAUCGGUUUUAAUUCCUCCUUUUGAGAUAACUGGGUAUUUAAAAUUGAAGCAAUCAUUUUCUUUUUUAAUAAUUAUGUGCAGUAUUUUACUAGUGAGUGCUCUGUAGAUGGACAGAGCUGACUGUGGGUACAAAACAUGGAGAGUCCCAAGAAACAGCCCGGCUGCUUUGCCAUGGCGGGAAGUUCCUAAAGACAGCCUUUCUAGUGUUUUGAACCACUCCAGAGUGCUCAGUGUGGCGCCCCCUCUCACUGCUGCAGCCACUGCCGCUUGAACUAAAGUCUACCUUCAUCCCCUUUCCAGCAUCUGGCUCUGAGUCCACAGAGCCUGGACACCUUGUGGGUUGCUCUGUGGCCGGCCCCCAUCUCUGACUAUCUUGCUGAGCCUAACGCAAUGGCACAGGGGGCUCAUGGGUGCUUUCACCCCUCCUGCAGCACGCUAGAUAGGGGAGCUGGGGAAAGCAUCUAGAUUCAUUUGGCAGGGCUUCAAACAGUCCUUCAGAGAUGUGACUUCUGAAACCAGUGUCUGCCUUCACAUCUGUGCCACUAAGGCACUGGAACAGUGAAGGAAAGGCAACCGCUGGGAACACCCGUGUCACGUGCCUUAGCAGGAUGCUUUGGGCUUGGAUUGUCUCGAGACUUGUAUGUAAAACUAAACAAGUGUUACUUUCUAAUAUUUUGUUUCUGGGUUCUCAAAACUUGGGUUCUUCAGAGGGAGAGGACCCUCAUACCACACACCCUAGCUUCAGGAUGCAAUGCUUUCUGGUCCUAGGAUUGUACCUGACCUGAUGAGUCCUCCCCAUAGGCUCUUGGGCAGGGCAACUCCACCAGGGAUUGAUGGAUGGGCUGCAAGCCAGUCUGAAUCCUCUGAAAUUGCAUGGAAGACUAAGUAUAUCCUUUUUCCCCCUUGGAAUGGUUCCAGUAGUUCUUACUGGAUCCGGGAAAUGUUAAUGAAUCUAGCGGCUGGUAAUAGCUCACGAGUGACUAUUGUUUGAGAAAACUUUUGUUGACCACACGGCUUAGAUGUGAAGAGAACCAUGGCUGCUGCUCAGAUCUUAUGCUGUCUUACUGACAGCAUAAUUAUGCUAUUUCUGUGUAAGAUUAAAAACCUUUCUCACCUCUCACCUCCACUUCCUGUAAGGGUGACCAGAGGACCCACCCUUCUGUGAGUCUGGGAAGUAAUUACUUAGGAAAGCUCAUGUGGGUUUAUUGCUAAACCUGCGUCAUUCUCUGAACUACAUCAUCUCCUGGGUUUCCACAUAGGCAGGGCAGUGUGCUAAGGAAGCACAGGUUCCCUGUUUACCUAGGGGAGUGUAGGGAGGGAUGGGGGUGGUGGAGCCUGUGUGCAGCAGGGAAGAAGAAUGGCAGGUGUUGACCAGGUGAGGAAUGCUUGAGGGCUUAAGGGCAUGCCAUUGGGCAGGAUCUGUAGGAACUGUGGUCUGAGUUUCCCUUGGUGGCAUUGUGUCAUGUGUUUGCCUGCUCGCUCGUGUGCAUGUGUGCGCUCACAUGCGUGCGCCUGCAUUGGCGUGUCCUCAUUUCACAAGGGUCUCUUUGAAGCAGUGGAUUGAGAACUGUUCUCAGUAUCAGGUCACUGUUCUCCGGGUUGAGCAGCCUAGUGUGGCGCUGAGAAUGUGGCUCCUCAGCGGCUGCCUGCAGGAGACAGAAGUGUGGCUUCUGCGUAAGUUCUUCACUAAGUCUAUCAUUCAUAAUGAUGAAGGAAGUGACUAAUAGCCUGCCAAACCCAAGACAUUUCUUAGGAGUACUUGCAGGUCAUUUUAAUGAUUUUAAUCAUUUAUGUCUAGUCCAGCAGCUCAAAGCAAAGAAAAUCUUUAAAAAUCCUUUUGUGUUUACAGUGACAGCUCUAAUAAAAUACCAAACACUUUGAUUGUUUUUUUUGGUUUUUUUUUUAAGUUUUCACUUAGGUUCAAAACACAUUUUAGCAUAUUUUGCUCAACUGUAAACAAUGCAAAUUUAAAAAGGGCAAGACAUGUCAUUCUGACAUGACUUAAGUUUGAGAAGUUGUUAUUUAGCAUUACACUUGUUACUUUUGUGAGGCAAAUGUUUUAUUCAGGAGAGUUAGUAGUUGAAAAUUUGAAUUCAUGAAUUACACUGAACCAAGCCAGUACUUUUGUGGUUGAAGUGACUCUUGCCAACCAAGGUUUGGUUUUGUUUUCUUUUGUUUCUGGUAGAUUUAUCUAUGGAACAAUUUCAGUGUGUGGGCAUGUGGCUGAGUUGUUGGGUGUAGGUGCACACUUACAAGAAUGACAGUAUUAUCUCAUGAAAGAUAAUUCAUUGGGAAGGAAAUUGAGGUAUAUCGUGAACUAGAGUUUAAACAACUCUGGUCUUGUGGUUUGGUUAAAUAGCUGCGAUUUGCUUAUACUUCCAUGGCAAAUUUGUUCCUGUUGCUUCAAGAAUUCUAGAAUUGCUAUUAAGGCUGUACUUGUAGGGUUUCAUCCCUGUCCUGUCAUUGAGAGCCUUGGGUUUGAGGGAGGUGGCCCUAUAGGUAAGAAAGGAGAAAGCUGUGUUGGGGGUGGGGUCACACACUUCCAUAUGCAGAUGUGUGUGAAACCUUGUGUUAAUUAACCCACCACUUACCACACAGCAACCUUCUCUUCACCUCCAAUCCCAAGGACAAGGCCCAGAAGUAGCCCAGUGCUGGCAGAGGGUAGAAAAGGAAAGGCCGUGGGGGGAGUAAUACCCAGAGCUGCCCAGCAACUUGGUUUCUUAUUGUAUUUCAACAUUAAAUAUGGAUUAGAAGAAAUGUCAGGUGACGUUUGACUGCAAAGAUAUUUCUAAACAGCCUUCUUACGUUUUGGUAUAAAAGCUGUGAACUUGAUAACUUUGUAAGUGAAAUAUAAAGCAAAUACAAGAAGAAAAUAAAGAACUUUUACUAGG